UGCUUUUUUAAUUGGGGGUUCAGUACUCCUCUCGUCACUUUUUAUUUUAAUAUACCUCUUCUACUCUUGGCUUUGGAAGAACUAGUUUUAGUCAAAGAAAGAGUUUUCAAUCUUGUUAUUUCAGUAUCAUUUUCCAUGGCUGCAUUUUGGAUCAACAGCGCCCCAGAAAGGCAACGCCAUGUAUUCCUUUGUUCAUCAGCUAUAUCUAUGCGCUGCUGCUUUGUCUCAGAAAUAAUCAAAGCUUGAAUAUAGAGUUGAAGAGCUGAAAAAGGAUUCUGGACUUGGCAAGGAACCUCUCUCUGGUUCUUGAAUCUGAGUUUUAAGAAAAUGGAUUGCUGCUUUGUUUUUUGUUUGCUUGGAGUUGCCAUUUUUUUUUUCUGUUAUUUGAGUAAAAUUAAUUCAUAUUUUUGUUUGUUGGGAUUUUUUUCUCAGGUUAUAGGAGCUUCUCGUGGAUCUUCAUAAAAUUGCUCUUUAAACAGCAAGUAUCAUUUUCCAUGGCUGCAUUUUGGAUCAACAGCGCCCCAGAAAGGCAACACCAUGUAUUCCUUUGUUCAUCAGCUAUAUCUAUGCGCUGCUGCUUUGUCUCAGAAAUAAUCAAAGCUUGAAUAUAGAGUUGAAGAGCAGAAAAAGGUUAUAGGAGCUUCUCGUGGAUCUUCAUUAAGUUGGCAUAUAAGGUUGGAAAAUUGCUCUUUAAACAGCAAGGUUAUGCAACUUCUCCAUGGUGCUUGGAUGACCUAGAGAAGAAACAGGUGGUUUGACUGAUUUUAUAAAAAGUAGAUCAAUAUGACCUAAAUUAAAGAGCUUGGAAAAUUUUUAGAUGAACGUGGAGAAGGUGCAAAGUUUAAUAUCUGUCUUGUCAGAAGCUGCCAGUCUAUCUAGAUGCAUCAUUGGCCUUCUAACUCACAGGAAAUUGCUGGAGAUAUUUGGAAGACAUUGAAUAAGAGAUGUCAUCUACUUCCCCUAUAGAUUUUGUUGGAAUUGAUUCGCGCAUUGAGAGAGUUGAAUCCUUGCUAUGCAUUGGAUCAUUGGAUGUUCGCAUUGUUGGAAUAUGGGGAAUGGGUGGUAUAGGAAAGACGACUAUUGCUGAAGCUGUGUUCAAGCGUAAUCUUGCUCAAUUUGAAAGCUGCCACUUCUUUGCAAAUGUGAGGGAAGAGUCAGAAAAACAUGGGUUAUUAAAUUUUCGAAGUGAGCUUCUUUCUAAAAUAUGUGGGAAAGGAAAUUUUAAUAGAAGAACUCCCAAUUUUGGGUUCUCUUUCGGCAAGAAUAGGCUUUGUCGAAAAAAGGCCCUUAUUGUUCUUGAUGAUGUGAAUAGCUCAAUGCAAUUGCAAGAACUGUUAGUUGAUUUAUAUCAUUUGUUUGGCCAAGGAAGUAAAAUCAUUGUAACAAGUAGGGAUAGGCAAGUGCUCAAAAGUGGAGUUGAUGAAAUAUAUGAGGCUGAGAGCUUAAAUCGUGAUGAAUCUCUUCUACUCCUUAGCGUGCAUGCUUUUAACCAAAAUCACCCCUUCCAAGAGUUUAUGCAGUCAUCAAAGAGUGCAAUCUAUUAUGCAAAAGGCAAUCCACUAGCCCUUAUAGUUUUGGGUUGCUUUUUGUUUGAAAAAAGGAAAGAGGAUUGGGAAAUUGCAUUGAAUAAACUGAGAAGAACAUCAAAUGUGGGAAUAAAGAAUGUCUUAAGAUUAAGUUAUGAUGGAUUAGAAACCGAAGACAAGGAAAUAUUUCUUGAUAUUGCAUGUUUCUUUAAAGGCGAGGAUGUAUAUUUUGUGAAAAGAAUACUUGAUGGCUGUGGUUUCUCUAUGGAUUUAGGAAUUAACAUUCUUGUGGAUAAGUCUCUCAUUACUAUUUCAAACAACAAGUUGUGGAUGCAUGAUUUGCUACAAGAAAUGGGUUGGGAAAUUGUUCAGAAAGAAUCUAUUGAAGAACCUGGCAAACGUAGCAGAUUGUGGCACCACGAGGAUGUCUAUCAUGUGUUGACAAAAAAUACGGGGACUCAAGAGGUUGAGGGCAUAGCUUUAGACCUCUCUCAAACGAAAGAGUUGCGCUUGACCUCCAAUACUUUCAAGAGGAUGUAUAAUCUUAGAUUGCUCAAGUUUCAUGAUUCUGACUUUGAAAAUUUCUCUAAAGUGCACUUUCCUGAUGAAGGCCUUACAUUUCAUUCAAAUAAGUUGCGAUAUCUCCACUGGUAUAGGUACCCUUCAAAAUCCUUGCCAGCUAACUUUUGUCCUGAAAACCUUGUUGAGCUCAAUCUUCCUCGUAGCAAUGUUGAACAACUCUGGGAAGGAGUGCAGGACCUUGUGAAGCUGAAGCGGAUCGAUCUCAGUUACUCUGAGUAUUUGAUUCAAAUCCCAGAUCUUUCAAAUGCUAAAGAACUUGAGAGUUUGAAUCUUAAAGGGUGCACAAAUUUGGUUGAGGUCUCCUCAUAUGUUCAGAAUCUUAACAAGCUUGAAUAUCUGAAUAUGGAAGGUUGUAAAAAUCUUAGUUGUAUUCCGAGCACAUUUGCUUCCAAGCUUAUAAGAACUUUGAAUCUGGUUGGUUGCUCAAAUCUCAAGAAGUUCCCAGAGAUUGCAGGAAAUGUGGAAGAAUUAUUUUUAAAUUACACUGCUAUAGAAGUUGUUCCCUCAGCAAUUGAGUGCCUUACCAAGCUUGUCUCUUUGCGUCUCACAAGCUGCGCAAAGCUCAGAAGUUUACCAAGCCACAUUUGCAAGUUGAAAUGUCUUCGAAUGCUGAAUUUAUGUGGCUGCUCGAAACUUGAGAGUUUCCCAGAAAUUUUGGAGGCUAUGGAAGGUUUGAAAUACCUUUAUUUGGCUAACUGCAGAAAUCUUCGGAGUCUUCCGAACAGCAUUGGUAAUUUGAAAAAUCUUGCAGAGCUUGAUUUAAGAGGGACAAUGAUUAAAGAGCUACCCUCGUCCAUUGAGCAUCUAACUGGCCUUGAUCAGUUAGAACUACAGAACUGCAAAAGCCUGGUGAACCUUCCGGACAGCAUUUGUAAUUUAAAAUCCCUGAAAAAUCUUCACAUCGAUGGUUGUCCAAAACUUGACAAGUUGCCAGAGAACCUGGAUAAUUUAGAAUCUCUGGAGGAUUUAGAUAUAAGUGGAAGUGCUGUAAAACAACUGCCAUCCUCUAUCAUACAUUUAAAAAGUCUCGGAAGGUUAUUGUUUAGAGUUCAAGAUUCAGCAGGUUUAUUACAAAUUCCCACAGCAAUAGACAGACUAUCCUCAUUGAAGACACUAUUUCUAAGUGGAAACAACUUCGAAAGCAUACCUGCAAGCAUUGAACACCUUUCUCAGUUGCACUCGCUUGACGUGGCCUACUGCAGAAGGCUUCGCUCUCUGCCAGAGCUUCCUGGGAGUCUACAACAUCUAUAUGCACAUGAAUGCACAUCAUUAGAAAGUGUACUUAGCAGCAAACACUUCUCUGAGAUAGAUUAUACGCUUGAAAGUAGCAAUUUCAAGCAUUUUGCAUUUACCAAUUGCAUCAAAAUGGAUCAAAAGACUCGCAGAAGCAUUCUUGCAGGCACAGAGCAGAGAAUUCAAGUUGUGGCUACUGCGUCAGAUCAACUAUAUAAUGAUGAAAGGGGUUCGGUUAAAAUUCAUUUGCCUGGCGGUGAAAUUCCAAUGUGGUUCUGCAACCAAAAUAUGGGAUCUUCAGUAAGUAUGCAGCUUCAUUCAAGCUACAGUCAAUUAAAGGGAAUUGCUUUAUGUGUUGUGCUCGAAUUUGAGGAAAAUUAUGUGGAUUCCGGUUUGAUUGUUAGAUGCAAAUGCCACUUCAAAACAAACCACGGUGGAAGCAGUGAUCUGAAUUUCAAUUUGAAUAACUGGCUUCAAUGGUAUUACAAACCAAUUCUCUUUAAGUCAGAUCAUUUGUUUGUAUGGGAUGAUCCUUGCUUUGAAGCUAAUAUAAUUGAUGAAGAUUGGUUUGGUAAAUACAGUGAGGCCACUUUCGAAUUCUUUCCUCUAGAUUAUAAAGAAAACCUCUUACGGAAUUGCAAGGUGAAGAAAUGUGGAGUUCGUCUGCUAAUUUGUGAGAGGAUAGCCAUCAGAACCUAUAAUUCUGAUGAGGAAGAGGAACCAUGUCCUAAGAGAUUGAAAUGUCUCCAAGAAUAGCCAUGUGAAUCUGUACUUUUUCUUCACCAGUGUCUCUCUGUUUGAAAUGUAGAUUUUCAUGUU
Messenger RNA from Hevea brasiliensis (rubber tree), 4160 nucleotides. Its product is annotated as disease resistance-like protein DSC1. Gene Ontology annotation, molecular function: protein binding; ADP binding. The transcript has 9 exons. The coding region runs from base 945 to 4097 and encodes 1050 amino acids. Gene Ontology annotation, biological process: defense response. Lineage: Eukaryota; Viridiplantae; Streptophyta; Magnoliopsida; Malpighiales; Euphorbiaceae. The record is from RefSeq and is a predicted model, not a curated record.